AACCUAUCAGCCCGCUCUAAAUAAUGUUCUAACACCCUCAAAUAUCAGACCAAGGCUUUUGUUCUCAGCGUCUUUCACGAACUGUUAUCUUUCCUUUUUCGUCAGCCCCCAGCAUCCCACUUCGUCUUGACUAAUACGUACUCGACCUUGUAUGCUUGUCUCCCAACAUUCAGCUUGUACACUGAUUCUUUUGAAUGGAAAUAAGAAUUAACGGUACCCAGUUAUGUUUCAAGGCGGUUAUUACGAGGACAAUGACCCCAUGGAUGGAGUGUUCCAUCCAGGGCUUAUGCGGCGCGCUGGGCAUGCAGCUCGUCGGUUUGAUGAAUACUAUCGAUGCUACCCCGUAGCUAUGAUGCCGGGCCCAGAACGAGAAGCUGCAAAUCACGGAGGGAAGGUAUUUAUGCCAGCGAGCGCCCUGGAUAAACUUACACGACUCCAUAUUACCUAUCCUAUGCUUUUUGAAGUUCAUAACGGCGCGAAGCAGAGAAUGACACAUGCUGGAGUGUUAGAAUUUAUUGCAGAAGAAGGAAAAAUUUACUUGCCAUUUUGGAUGAUGCAAACCCUACUGCUGGAGCCAGGAGAUUUACUACAAAUAAAGUCGACAGAUUUGCCACUAGGACGCCUUAUAAAACUGCAAGCUCAAUCCACUUCGUUCCUAGAUAUCAGCGAUCCUAAAGCCGUCCUCGAAAACGCAUUCCGCAACUUCUCAUGCUUAACUAAGGGUGAUGUUUUCACAUUUUCCUACAAUGAUCAGACAUACGAGAUGGCCGUGCUGGAAACUAAGCCAGAGAACCCUGAAAACGCUAUCUCGGUGCUCGAGACAGACCUGGAAGUGGAUUUUGCGCCCCCGCUUGGCUAUGAGGAACCCAAACGGCCCAGCGGCACAAGUACGCCGUCUAGCAUGACUAGUGCCGGUCUACCACUCGGUGGUAUGCUUCAUCCACAUGGUACGAUGGCGCAGUCAAUCAAUUAUGCCGCUAUCGCACCGGAGUCAACAGACGCAGCUCGAGGAGCAAAGGCCGUAUCCUCUAACUUCCUACAUGGUGGACAGCGUCUCAAUGCAAAAAAGGGCAGCAAGCAGCCUACGCCCAAAGCAUCUACCCCAGUCUCAGGUGUAUCCACAAACGCGCAGCCCCCCGCCCCUGUGCGCCGAACGAAUGGCCCUCAACCACUUCGAUUACCACCAGGGAAGCUCUUUUUCGGUUAUGCUAUAAAGCCCGUUCAAAAGAGCAAUGAAAACGGGCAAAAGGAAGGAGAAAAGCAUACGAGUUUCUUAGGGGCCGGGCAAUCAUUGCGAGGGUCGAAGAAAAAGUAAUAGCUGAUUUUUGAACUUACAAACAUUUAAGCGUUGAAAUUAGGCCCAGAUGGAACCUGGCGUAAUCCAGAAAUAUAUGGACAAAUUGCGACUGAGCAGUGAAAAUGAGAUAUGAAGUUUAGCGGGGAGCCAUGUAGGCAUGGGAGCCUUACCAAGUCCAAUGAAGUACUGUUUCGGAUGUCACGGUCCAGCAGUCGAUAAACUGGCUAUUGGAACAAUAAUUUUUCUGCUUCUUUCUUAAUAGAUCGCCUAGGUAGGCAAAAAGGCCAACCACACAGGGGAUGAAUUUAAUUAUCCCUAACUUGGAA
Messenger RNA from Coccidioides immitis RS, 1623 nucleotides. RefSeq names its product ubiquitin fusion degradation protein Ufd1. NCBI's taxonomy places the organism in Eukaryota, Fungi, Ascomycota, Eurotiomycetes, Onygenales, Onygenaceae. Bases 224 to 1315 code for a protein of 363 amino acids. The transcript is spliced from 3 exons. Gene Ontology annotation, cellular component: VCP-NPL4-UFD1 AAA ATPase complex. Gene Ontology annotation, molecular function: polyubiquitin modification-dependent protein binding. The record is from RefSeq and is a predicted model, not a curated record.